Molecule: messenger RNA, 571 nt
Organism: Symbiodinium necroappetens
Lineage: Eukaryota; Dinophyceae; Suessiales; Symbiodiniaceae
Source: the annotation of a GenBank genome assembly
GCUAGUUGCGCUGAAUCCGGAGCACUCACAGAAGGAGCCUUUGCAGGCCGAGUCCGAUGACUUGGCAAAUGUGGAUGAUGGCGCAGGCGACCGGAAUCCGUCGUUGACGCGAGCGAAGGCUGUAUUCUCGGGAGAGAGCGGCUUGCGUGCAGUCCCAGACAAGCUUCAGGAGAAAGCCAUCUCCACUGCUAUCCACGUGGGUUGUCGUGGGCCUGCAGCGCGAGUGGCUGGAGCUGCAGCAGCUAUGACUGUCGAGGGCUAUGCGUUGUACAAAGAAAUUGGUCGGCAUUGCGAGCAGCUGGAAGAUAAGAACAUCAGCUCGGAGCAAUUCACGGAACGAAUUUGCGAGAGCACAGUGAGCUCCUCUGGCCGGGCUAUUGGUAGCUUGGCCGGAGCCGCGGUCGGUCAGGCCUCGAUUCCUGUUCCCGUGGUCGGCGCAGUGAUCGGUGGAGUUGCAGGUGCCGCUUGUGGUGGUUUCUAUGCCAACAGUCUGGUCCGCGGUGCUUGGCGUUUAUCAGGCGGCAAGGCAAAAGGUGGCGACGACAUCGUCAGAUGCGAAACCCCUGCAUGA